UCCAUCAGAGGGCAUCACAAACGAUGCACUACACAGAGGGGCAUGCGCUUCUGUGUUUAUCUUCUGCAGAAGUACAGGCUAAUUUCGUAUGGAGGAAAAUAAACAAUAAAAAUGUCUAAAAUAGAGUUGUUGAGAGUUUCUCAACCAUAAAUUAACAGCGGCUGCUGAGGAGAUAUUUGGGGUCGUUGAAAAAACGAUAGCAGAGUACCAGGUAGACGUUGUUCGUAUGAAAGAGGACAACAAACGUCUUCUUGGGCUGUUGAUGUUGCAUAGAGGAGUGUCAGACUGCCAUCGGCAGGCUGAAGCUACUAUCACUUUGGUGCAGGUUGCCCCAGAGCAGCAGCAGUUAUGUACUCAAGAGUGGGGCCUCCAUCUAAGACAGGAGGACCCAGAGCCCACAGUGUCACUAUGUAAAGAGGAAGACGAUACCCACUGGAUCAGUGAGGUUGAAGAGCACAUUCAAAGGCUGGAGUCUGAUCCCAAAGACCCAGACCAAGUAUCCACUUCUGAAGAUUUCACAUUCCAAAUGGAGACAAGGGUCAGUAAACGCAGCCAACAAACUGAAAGUUAUCCUCAACGACAACAGAAUAGAGAAAGCGAUUCUGCCCUCUCAACCUGACUCACUGAAUGAGCUGAUAUCAACGCUCAAGGAGAAACUGCAUCUGAAGUUUGAUUUCAGUCUUCUUUAUGAAGACCCUGAUGUAAACAAUGAGCUCUUCAACUUAGAGACCAUUGAAGACUUGCCUUCUCCUAGGGCUACGGGAAAGUUUUGCGAAUACGACGUGAUACAGACCUCGGUUUAACCGGACUCUCAGCCACCGAGUUACAGGCCGCCCCACCAGAGCGGCUAGGCAGGUGGCCUGAGGUAUUUGUCAUACCCACUUUCUCGAUGGAAGUUGAGUUUGCUCUGAGAGAGCGCUAUUGUGCAUAUCUGAGACAUGAAACGGUGCUGAAAAUAACAAGGGAUAAAAAACACAACAUUCUUGAUAGGAUGGCUUGGACAAUCUUCAAUUCCAAAGCGUACCCAAGUGACAGGCAGUUUGCCAAGGCAGCUGAGGCCCUUGUAACCAAGCACCCGUGUUUGAAAGAGCCUGGCUCAAAAUCAGGCUGUGAUGGCUGGAAGAACAGCCUGAAAUUCAAAAUGGGAAACUACAGGCAGAAGUUACGCCGUGUUGGGUUCCCAGAGGUUGCUGUGAACGGGGGGAGGAGGAGCAAGCAUCGUCCUGACAAUGAGCACGCUCGGAGCAACAUUAAAGGAGCACGCCGGGCAGAGGUGAACUUCCUGCCCAACUUCCCUCAAUGAGAAGAUGAGGCCAGCCUGGAGAAACAGAGACUGGAGAUGGUCCACGAGAUGACGAAAGAAAACAGAGACCUGCCACUCAUCAAUCAACACAUGCAGAAGACAUUUGCUCUCCGACGCCAAGAAAUAGUUCAAUCCAGUCCCACGGUAGAGCAUCUCAGAACACGCUGGCCAGCACUCUUCCUCGAAGCCCAGGUACAUGCUGAGUUUCAGAGAAUCACCAACCAGAGCCUGCAGCAGACGUUCUACUCUGCCUUGGACCACCACACGCCCCGCCUGCUGACCCUGUUCAGGGAGGAGGAGGGGAAGUCCACCACCCAUGGAGGGAAGUUCUCAAGCAUCCUGAGAGUGUACAACGAGCAGUUCACUUCACAGGGAGAAAAUAACAUCACCGUGGCCCGUUCUGCAGUCCUGGCUGGUCUCCCUUUGUUGUUACGAAAGGAUAGUUCUGAUGUCUUCAAAAUCUGCGAGGUGGGAGAACUCAGCAACCCUGGUAUUCUGGAUGGAGUUUCCAUUCUCUCAGUGGUGGGCCAGCACAAUGAGGUGGUGGGUGGUAUGCCCAUCAGACCGGCCCAUGUAUCCAUUGUCCUUGAGGAUAAGAUCGUCAUGACUAACUCCCGCUCCUGGCCAGACGCUCUCGUGGUUGUUUUUGGGCUACUCUUCUCCCUCCAUCUGAACUACCCCAAAGCCCUGGGCAGCACCUUUGAGUUCAUGCAGAAAGUCUUCCUGAACCUCGACGAUGGAAAACUGAAGCCCAAGCUGCUAGCGCUGAAAAAUGAACUGUUGGCCUAAUUCUGUAGUGAUGAGAUGGAAUUUUACUUUGAGUGACCUCCUAUAUGCAGAGCGAGUGGUUUGAAAACAAUGGUUAUUUUUAUUUACUUUACUUUUUAUAUUGUUGUACCUUUUUUGUGAAGGUAAUGGAUUUCAUAUUGUAUUUCAAUUCACUUAUAACCCUUUAAUGUGAAAAGAAGACACAGGUCAGUCAACACAUUAACUUGCCACACACAGUCGAUCUGCGACCCAGUUCUCUACCUUUGUUAUACAGCUGCAGAAAACCCCCAAACGUUUUCUAGAAGGUUUCACCUUUGCAGACAUUCCGACUGGCACAUAAUACAUGUUCAUAAGAUGUUUAUGAAAGUGUCUUUACCUGCUAUUGUCUCUCUUCUCUGGCAGUGUUGUGUGAUCCUGGCCUUCUAUCUGAAUUCUAAAUGCUCACCAAGACACAGGACUAUGUCUUAACUGUUGUAACACACUGAAUAUACGCUGAGUGUACAUUAUUGUGUUGCACCCCCCUUUGCAGCCUCAAUUUGUCGGGGCAUGGGCUCUACAAGAUGUCAAAGCGUUUCACAGGGAUGCUGGCCCAUGUUGACUCCAAUGUGUCCCACAGUUGGCACGAUGUCAAUUAGGUGGUGGACUAUUCUUGAUACACACAGGAAACUGUUGAGCGGGAAAAACCCAGCAGUGUUGCAGUGCUUGACACAUUCAAACUUCUUUAACCUGUCUCCUCCCCUUCAUCUACGCUGAUUGAAGUGGAUUUAACAAGUGACAAUAAAUAGCUUUCACCUGGUCAGUCUGCCAUGGAAAGAGCAGGUGUUACUAAUGAUUUGUACACUCGCAUCCUAUAGUUUAAAACAUUUUUUUUUAAUUGCACUGUUGGAGCCAAAAACACAAGCAUUUUGCUGCACCUUUGAUACCAUAUUCAAAUCUGUGUAUGCGACCAAUAAACUUCGAUUUGAUUUUGAUUUGUAGUAAUGCAAACAGUGGAGAGCCAGGGCUGUGAUGGCGGUCAGUAGGAGGGCACACCACAUCACCAGAGAUGCUGUAACUGGUCUCAAUGUAGGAGAAGUAGAGCUCCAUCUGCCACUGAGCCCUGGGAGGAGAAUACACACAAUACACUCCAUAUAGCCUUCACAGAGCAUACAUACAGACUUAAAAUAGCCUUCAUAGACCAUACAUAAAGACUUCAUAUAGGAUGUAUGAUGAUGGAACACUAUAGCCUUCACAUAGCAUAACGAUGUAACACAGAUAAUACCCUUCAUACAACCGUCAAAAUCACAUUGAUCACAGUAAAGCAACUUUGGCAUUAUGUACAUCAGUCCAGGGUUACAAGUAGAACAUUUGAAAAGGUCCCAGAAUGUUUGUUCUUAACACUCAAUGGAGAGUGAGGCAGCAGGGGGGACACAGAUUCUUGCCUUAUUGCACAGCUCCAUGUCAACUCGAUGUGCACUGGUAUCUGUGAGGCGGUUUCUCUGUCAAGACAGCUCACUGGUUUGUCUGUGUCGUUGGUCUGUCUGCCUGGCGCUGGUAUAUGUGUCUGUCGCGGGUAUGUGUGUCUGUCUGCCUGUCGCUGGUCUGUGUGCCUGUCACUGGUAUGU
Molecule: messenger RNA, 3675 nt
Organism: Oncorhynchus mykiss (rainbow trout)
Lineage: Eukaryota; Metazoa; Chordata; Actinopteri; Salmoniformes; Salmonidae
Source: RefSeq, a predicted model, not a curated record